This is a messenger RNA of Mesorhabditis belari, 474 nucleotides long. NCBI's taxonomy places the organism in Eukaryota, Metazoa, Nematoda, Chromadorea, Rhabditida, Rhabditidae. The record is from the annotation of a GenBank genome assembly.
AUGCCGAAAUUCAAAGAGUCGCUCACGGCGUUGAUCGGCGAUUUCGCAAAUAUGAAUCGGACUCCGGACUUUAAGGCAAAAUCCGAGAGUAAAGACGCGGAGAGUGUUGAUGGAGAAAAGGAAAAAGAGAGAAAACACCAAGGAGGAAGGAGACAUUCAUUGAAUAUCACUGUUGGAGCGGAAGAGUUACCACAAAUCCCGAAAAGAAAUCGUUCCGAAUCAAUUGCUGUCGGUUCUUCUCAACUUCCACCACAAUCAAGAGGUCGACGUUCUUCUGCUCCUUGUGUUUCAUCGAGUGUCGCCUCAAGUCAACUUCGGCAAAAAAUCAAGAAAAUGCGCUCAAAAGAUGAUUGUUUUGCGGAGCAAAGUAAAAUCGAAGAAGAAGACGAUGAAACGAUAACUGAAGCUGAAGAAAAGGCAAUCUUUACGAAAUUGGCGGCACAAAAUGAGCGUCGACCAUCUUCAUAUCUCCUC